AGGCCAACCCGAAGGGCUCAUCCCGAAGUUCCUUGGUGGAGAUGGCUUCCAGCCCGUUGCCAGGACCCAACGACAUUCUGUUGGCGUCGCCGUCGAGUGCCUUCCAGCCCGACGCGCUGAGCCAGCCGCGGUCAGGCCACGCCAACCUCAAACCCAAUCAGGUGGGCCAGGUGAUCCUCUAUGGCAUUCCCAUCGUGUCGUUGGUGAUCGACGGGCAGGAGCGCCUGUGCCUGGCGCAAAUCUCCAACACUCUCCUCAAGAACUUCAGCUACAACGAGAUCCACAACCGCCGCGUGGCGCUGGGCAUCACGUGCGUGCAGUGCACGCCGGUGCAGCUAGAAAUCCUGCGUCGGGCCGGGGCCAUGCCCAUCUCCUCACGCCGCUGCGGAAUGAUCACGAAGCGAGAAGCUGAGCGUCUGUGCAAAUCGUUCCUGGGAGAGAACAGGCCUCCCAAGCUGCCCGACAAUUUCGCCUUCGACGUGUCUCACGAGUGCGCCUGGGGCUGCCGUGGCAGCUUCAUCCCUGCGCGCUACAACAGCUCUCGAGCCAAGUGCAUCAAAUGCAGCUACUGCAACAUGUACUUCUCGCCCAACAAGUUUAUUUUCCACUCCCACCGCACGCCUGACGCCAAGUAUACGCAGCCAGACGCAGCCAACUUCAACUCGUGGCGCCGUCAUCUCAAGCUCACCGACAAGAGCCCACAGGACGAGCUCGUGUUCGCCUGGGAGGACGUGAAAGCCAUGUUCAACGGCGGCAGCCGCAAGCGCGCGCUGCCCCAGCCCGGCACGCACCCGGCCUGCCACCCUCUCAGCUCGGUGAAAGCCGCGGCGGUGGCAGCUGCAGCCGCGGUGGCCGGAGGCGGGGGCCUGCUGGGCCCGCACCUGCUGGGCGCGCCCCCGCCGCCCCCUCCGCCGCCCCCUCUCGCGGAGCUGGCGGGCGCCCCGCACCCCCAUCACAAGCGGCCGCGCUUCGACGACGACGACGACUCCCUGCAGGAAGCAGCCGUCGUGGCCGCCGCCAGCCUCUCCGCCGCCGCCGCUAGCCUCUCGGUGGCCGCGGCCUCGGGCGGCGCCGGGGCGGGCGGGGGCGGCGCUGGGGGCGGCUGUAUGACCGGCGUCGGCGUCGGCGUCGGCGUCGGCGCCGGCUCCGGGGCAGGCGGGGCAGCUGGCGCUAAAGGCCCGCGCAGCUACCCGGUCAUCCCGGUGCCCAGCAAGGGCUCGUUCGGGGGCGUGCUGCAGAAGUUCCCGGGCUGCGGGGGACUGUUCCCGCACCCGUACACCUUCCCAGCAGCUGCAGCUGCCUUUGGCUUGUGCCACAAAAAGGAGGACUCGGGCGCUGCGGCGGAGGCCCUUGGGGGCGCGGGCGCGGGCAGCGCGGGUGCAGCUCCCAAGGCCGGCUUGUCGGGGCUCUUCUGGCCAGCCGGCCGCAAGGACGCCUUCUACCCGCCCUUCUGCAUGUUCUGGCCUCCGCGGACCCCCGGUGGGCUUCCCGUGCCUACCUACCUGCAGCCUCCACCGCAGCCCCCUUCUGCGCUCGGCUGCGCGCUCGGGGACAGCCCGGCCCUGCUGCGCCAGGCCUUCCUGGACUUGGCUGAGCCCGGCGGCGCAGGGGGCAGCGCCGAGGCUGCUCCCCAACCUGGUCAGCCCCCUCCAGGGGUAGCCAACGGACCGGGCUCCGGCCCACCGCCUCCUGCGGGGAGCGCGAGCGCCCGCGACGCUCUUUUCGAGUCGCCCCCGGGCGGCAGCGGGGGAGACUGCAGCGCGGGCUCCACACCGCCCGCAGACCCAGGCACCACCCCGGGAUCAGGGGCCGCGUCCGCUGGGGCGGGUCCAGGGGUCGGUCGGGUGCCGGCGCCCCACCACCCGCACCUUCUGGAGGGGCGCAAAACGAGCGGCGGUAGCUAUCACCAUUCGAGCGCCUUCCGGCCGGUAGGCGGCAAGGACGACGCCGAAAGCCUGGCCAAGUUGCACGGGGCGUCGGCAGGUGCGCCCCACUCGGCCCCAGCCCAUCACCACCACCACCAUCACCACCCCCACCCCCACCACCACCACCCCACGCAGCCGCCGUCGCCGCUGCUGCUGCUGCCCCCGCAGCCGGAGGAGCCGGGCUCGGAGCGCCACCACCCAGCCCCGCCGCCGCCGCCCCCGCCGCCGCCGCCACCCCCGCUGGCCCUGCAGUCGCACCACCGAGGCCUUCUGUCCCCCGGGGGUACAAGCUGCAGCUACCCAAGUGAGGACAGCUCUGAGGACGAGGACGAGGAGGAAGAAGAGCAGGAAGUGGAUGUGGAGGGCCACAAGGCCCCAGAGGGCGAGGAAGACGAGGAGGAAGGUCGAGACCUUGAGGAAGAUGAGGAGGAAGACGGGGAGACAGGGGUGUUACUGGGGGACCCCAUAGUCGGCGGCGGCCGGUUUCUGCAGGGUCGAGGCCUGUCAGAGAAAGGGAGCAGCCGAGAGCGCGCGCCCACCGCCUCUGGCGCUUUUCCGCUCACCCUGAACAACUCCAGGCUGCUGCAAGAAGAUGGAAAACUGGGGGACCCCAGCAGCUCCGACCUGCCUCCGCCCCUACCCCCGCCCCUUGCCCCCCAGAAAGCGAGCGGCAGCAGCCCAGGCAGCCCAGUCCACCAUCCAUCACUGGAGGAGCAGCCCUCCUACAAAGAUAAUCAGAAAACUAAGGAAAAUAACCAAGUUAUUGUGUCUGCAAAGGAUGACAACACCUUUUCAGAUAAGAACAAGGAGCAUAGCUUUUUCAUCACGGAUGCUGAUGCUUCUGGAGGAGAUUUUUGGAGAGACAGAUCAGGUGAACACACUCAAGAAACCAACUCACCUCAUUCACUCAAAAAGGAUGUAGAAAACAUGGGAAAAGAAGAACUUCAGAAGGUUUUAUUUGAACAAAUAGACUUACGGAGACGACUAGAGCAAGAAUUCCAGGUGUUAAAAGGAAACACAUCUUUCCCUGUUUUCAAUAAUUUUCAGGAUCACAUGAAAAGGGAACUAGCCUACCGUGAAGAAAUGGUGCAACAGUUACAAAUUAUCCCCUAUGCAGCAAGCUUGAUCAGGAAAGAAAAGCUUGGUGCCCAUCUCAGCAAAAGCUAAAAGGUGCACAGACCCACUUACUCUUGUUCUCUUGUAAGAUACAGCCUACUACUGAGCACUUCAGACCUACAGAAAGGCUGCACAUUGAAAGGGCUUGGGAAUCAAAUGCAAAAUCAGGUUCAGGAGAACCCAAGGACAAGUGACCUCAAAGCAGCAUGGACAACCAUGUAAAAUAGACUGUAGCAGCCAUUCAUUAGUGGGGGGAGGGGGGAGCCAACCAGAGCAGUCAAUGCUUGUUGCAUCUUUUGGUGGAACCAAAGUUUGAGUAUUUGUGUUUUUAAAGGACAACCGAACCCAGAGCAGGGAAAGUGCUGUUCACCAACAGACUCGCUGGGAAAUCCAUGGGUGAUCCCAAAAGGUCUCAGUUCCGCACACACGGAGAGACCAGCUCUAUACGAUUGUCUUUUACUUUAGAAGAAGUGAAUCUUAAUGCAAAGAAAACAGAAGACCUGUUCCAGGAGCAGGAAUCGUGUUUAGACAGAUGAGAAAACAUCAGUUGAAGAAACUUGCUUUUCAUAGCAACCUGGACAGACACACGUGGCCCCUUCCUCUCUGGUACUUUGCCUGCUAUAUGAAUGAAGAUUGUAUUCCUCUGGAAAUAUUUUACAGUUUAA
This is a messenger RNA of Cavia porcellus (domestic guinea pig), 3706 nucleotides long. It is a transcript of the gene Skor2, whose product is annotated as SKI family transcriptional corepressor 2. Gene Ontology annotation, molecular function: RNA polymerase II cis-regulatory region sequence-specific DNA binding; DNA-binding transcription factor activity, RNA polymerase II-specific; SMAD binding. The transcript is spliced from 8 exons. The record is from RefSeq and is a predicted model, not a curated record. Gene Ontology annotation, biological process: negative regulation of BMP signaling pathway; negative regulation of transcription by RNA polymerase II. Lineage: Eukaryota; Metazoa; Chordata; Mammalia; Rodentia; Caviidae. Bases 42 to 3092 code for a protein of 1016 amino acids. Gene Ontology annotation, cellular component: nucleus; transcription regulator complex.